UUUAAAUCUCGCGGUAUUUCAAGUGGUGUUUUUGCUUUUUAGAUGUCAAUUAGUGAUGAAGAUGCUGAUAAUCCUCUACUGGAAAGAAAAUAUUCCAUAACUCGUGAAAUUUAUACUAUGGACAAAUUUCUACAACACUAUCCUAAAUCGUCAGAAGUACAAAAAUCAUUUUCGCCAUAUAAGAUUUUGAAAAAAUGCACUUGUUCGAAACUCGCCAGCCUCCUAUCCUUUGUUUUCCCAUUUUAUUCUGUUUUGGCUCCUUUUUACAACCUACAAUCAUUUUUAUCAGAUCUGGUUGCUGGCUUAACACUUUCAAUAGUCCAUAUACCCCAAGGAAUGGCAUAUGGUGUUUUGGCCGGAGUAAAACCAAUCAAUGGAUUGUACACCUCAUUUUUUCCUGCUCUGAUUUACUUCUUUUUUGGUACUUCACGCCAUGUCUCUAUAGGUACAUUUUCUGUUGUUUCACUUUUAACGGCUGAUCCUGUUGAUAGAUUAACAUCAUUAUUCGAUGUAAACAAUCAUUCUUUAGAAAAAUAUGAUAUUUUUAAUGAAAAACAAAUAGAUGAUUUUCGUUUAACUGUUGUUAUAACAGUAUGUAUUUUGACUGGAUUAUUUCAAGUCGCUUUGGGUAUUCUUCGUCUUGGUGUAUUAGUAGUUUAUAUAUCGGAACCAUUAUUAAGUGGCUUCACUUGUGCAUCUGCUGUUCAUGUGUUCACUAGUCAAUUAAAUGGAUUAUUUGGUAUACGAUUAAAUCGUGCUACAGGACCUUUCCGUGUUUUUUAUAUAAUUAAUAAUUUUAUUCAUAUUAUCAAAGAAACUAAUCUUGUUACAUUAUUAAUAUCAAUGAUAUGUAUCACAAUUAUAUGGUGUUUUAAACAUUUUAUCAAUCCAAAAGUUUCAGCUAUAAUACGCUUUACAAUUCCAAUUGAAUUAAUUGUGCUUACUGCUGGUACUGUUAUAUCAAAAUUUGGUCUAUUAAAUCAACGUUAUGGAGUGUCGAUUGUCGGUGAAAUUCCUGUAGGUUUACCAUCACCCGUAUUACCGGAUAUUCGACUAGUACCAGAAGUUUUAAUGGAAUCAAUCAUUGUAUCGUUUGUUUCAUUAGCUACAACAAUUUCUUUAGUUAAAUUAUAUGCAAAGAAAGGUGGUUAUAAUGUUGGUUAUACUCAAGAACUGAAUGCACUAGGCUUGUCCAAUGUAAUAUCUGGAUUUUUUCGUUGUCAACCCUCAUCUGGUGCUUUGGCUCGGACGUCAGUUGCUAGUAACGUUGGAAUGUGUUCUCAAGUUGCUUCUUUAAUUUCUUGUUGUAUUCUUUUACUUGUUAUUACUGUGAUUGGACAAUUUUUACAAACUGUUCCAAAGUGUAUCUUAUCAUCAAUUAUUGUCGUAUCGCUUGAAAGUAUCUUCUUACAAAUUAUGGAUUUACGUGCAUUAUAUCGUGUUUCAAUAUAUGAUAUGCUUAUAUGGCUCGUAACAUUCAUGGCCACCGUGUUUAUUGAUGUCCCGAUAGGUUUAUUAACUGGUUUGUGUUUCUCCCUAUUAACGGUAUUAUAUCGUACACAAUCGACAUAUUAUUAUGAACUUGGCCAAAUUCCCAACACAAAUAUGUAUGUUGAUUUAAAGAGAUAUGAUGAAGCUAUAAAACUUCCCAAUAUUCUUAUAUUAAAAUAUGGUGGUCCAUUGUAUUAUGCCAAUUCAGAAUCUUUUCAAAAUUGGAUUCAUCAAAUGACCAAUAUUAAUCCACAUAAAUUGAUUAAACAACGUCAACGUAUCAAAGAACAAUUGGAUCGUAAGCAACAACAACAACAAAAACAACAACUUAAUGAAGAAAAUUUGAAUCAGUAUCAACAUAAUAGACAUAAUCGGCUGUCUUUUGUUAAAAAUGUAAUAAAACGAGUCAAAUUUAAUAAAAAGAAAGAUUGUGGCAAAUUUCCACAUAUUUCACAACUUACGAAGGAUACUAAUGAUAGUAAAAAUGACGAUGAUCUUACUGGUCAAUUGAAAUUUAUUAUCUUAGAUAUAUCAUCAUGGAUUUAUUUGGAUUUUGUCGGUAUGAGAACUAUUACUGAUAUAAUUAAAAGUUAUGCUGAAUUAGAUAUUCGUAUAUUAUUCACUAUAUGUGAUCCACAAAUUUAUACAGUAUUAAUAAGUGAUAAUUUAACAUCAUCACAAAUUCAACAUAAUUCAUUUAUUAGUAUACAUGAUGCUGUAAUCUAUUGUCAAAAUAUACUUUCUACUACUACUGUUACUAGUAAUAAUAAUAAUAAUAAUAAUAAUAAUAAUAAUAAUAAUAAUAAUAAUAAUAAUAAUAAUAAUAAUAAUAAUAAUAAUAAUAAUAAUAAUAGAUAAUCCGAAGAAUCCAAUAGAAGACAAAACUAUAAAUUUACCCAUUCAAAAUAUCCCAGUGACUUAUUGUAAUUCAACAGUUACAGUAGAUAUUAUUACAGAUAAAUUAUGAUUACCAACUGAAUUGUCAAAAAGAAGGAUUAUUCUCUAUCGUUGUCCAAUUUUCAUUAGAAAUCAAUCGGUUCUCAUGGUGUAGCUGCCUUAAUCUUAAAGCUUCUUCUUCUUGUCAUUAUCAUCAUCAUUAACCUACAGAUCAAUAAGGUAAAUCAACAAAACAGAUUCUUUUUCAUUCUACUUUUUCUUAGUUCAUGUAUUUGUUGAAUGUUUUUCUUAGAGUUUCGUCUUGUCAUUAUCAUCAUCAUCAUCACCAUCAUUAACCUACAGAUCAAUACGGUAAAUCAACAAGAUAGGUUCUUUUUCAUUCUAUCCUUUUCUAGUUUUUUUUUCUCUUUUUUCUUAGUUCAUGUAUUUGUUGAGUUUUUUUCUCUUUUUGUUUUGUUUAGUUUUUCUUUUAAAAGAAUAAAUUUAUUCGAAUUGUAUAUUUACGAAACAAUGAGAAAGUGACUUUCUUACAUUUUCCUCAAUUGUGCAUUUUAUUACUUCCAAUCAAUGAUGUUAAUGUGUAUAUUUGUAGUGUUUAUGAAUUUCUUUUCUUUUUGUUUGUUUGUUUGUUUAUUUAUUAUGUUGUUAGUAGUAUGUUGUCACAUUUUUCUUCAGUUUUAUAUGAGUAUCUAUUUGUUUAUUACCUAUAAUUUGGUUAAUAUAUUUGUACAUUAUUCUAAUGUAUAUGAUCAGCUUAACUGAAUAGAUUGAUUUGUCUAGAAAAUA
Messenger RNA from Schistosoma haematobium, 3174 nucleotides. RefSeq lists its product as uncharacterized. Gene Ontology annotation, biological process: transmembrane transport. The transcript has 16 exons. Lineage: Eukaryota; Metazoa; Platyhelminthes; Trematoda; Strigeidida; Schistosomatidae. Gene Ontology annotation, molecular function: oxalate transmembrane transporter activity; sulfate transmembrane transporter activity; bicarbonate transmembrane transporter activity. The record is from RefSeq and is a predicted model, not a curated record. Bases 43 to 2349 code for a protein of 768 amino acids. Gene Ontology annotation, cellular component: membrane.